Messenger RNA from Ipomoea nil (Japanese morning glory), 2467 nucleotides. Its product is annotated as LEAF RUST 10 DISEASE-RESISTANCE LOCUS RECEPTOR-LIKE PROTEIN KINASE-like 1.4. Gene Ontology annotation, biological process: protein phosphorylation. The record is from RefSeq and is a predicted model, not a curated record. The coding region runs from base 46 to 2238 and encodes 730 amino acids. The transcript is spliced from 4 exons. Lineage: Eukaryota; Viridiplantae; Streptophyta; Magnoliopsida; Solanales; Convolvulaceae. Gene Ontology annotation, molecular function: polysaccharide binding; ATP binding; protein kinase activity.
CUUUCUUUUACAUCACCCUGCUUCUCUACUCUCUGCGAGCUAAACAUGGAGAUAUCCUACUUCUUUCCAAUACUACCCUUCACUUCAUUCCUAAUUUACACAGUUUUACUCCUCACCAAUCUUCCUUUCAGUUCAGGCGGCCAUGGAAAUUGGUUCGACAGCUGCGCAAAUACCUUCAGUUGCGGAAACAUAACCGGGGUCGGUUACCCUUUCUCCGGGAAUGACAGGCCAAGAGAGUGCGGCUUUCCGGGCUUGGAGCUUGACUGCAAUAAGUUCGAUGACUCUGCUACGAUUUCGAUCAUGAAAGUGAGAUAUCGUGUCUUGGGGAUUAACCAAACCGCGAAUAUUCUCACGAUCACGAGAGAAGAUUUUGCGGCAGGGAUUUGUCAAGGGCAGUUGUUUAAUGUGAAUUUGGACUCCACGCUUUUCGAUUUUGCCUCUCGGUAUGUGAACUUCACGUACAAGUUCAAUUGCCCACCAAGUGUUCGACCUUUGCCCGGACUGGAAUCUAUGCCGCCGGUUCCCGAGGGGUUCGAUUGUCUCGUGAGUGGGUUUAAUUUGGGGAAUGGUUAUGUUCAGUUUGGAGGUCGUCCCGCUGGCGCAGGGACUUGCGAGGCUAGCGUGGUUAUCCCGGUUCGGAAUUCGACGGUGGUGGCCGGAGAAGAUGGAAGCGACUUUUUGGAGAUGAAGGAAAUUCUGGAGGAGGGGUUUGAUGUGAAGUGGAAGGUGGACGGUGAAUUGUGCCGGGAGUGCGAGAACUCAGGCGGACGGUGUGGGUUUGAUUAUCUGAAAGGUAACCGGUUUGCUUGUUGGUGCCCGGAACAGUCCUUGCCGUCGAUCAAUACAUGCAUGACGACAAGCACCGGCGGUAGCACCAGUCUGCAACUAUCCCCGGCGACAUCAGGUAACAGUAGCAGCAGCAGUAGCAAUAAAAGGCCAAUGGGCAUAGGCCUUGGCAUAGCGGGUGCAGUACUUGCUGGUGUUGGCAUUGGAUGGCUAAUAUUUAGACAGAAAAGAAGGCGGGUGGCGGCACAAGCACUAGAACAUGAUGUACAAGUGCUGCCUGCUGAAACCAAGAACAAGGGCCUUCCAACUCCUCCUUCUAGCAAUAGCCUUUCUUCUGAUCCUUCUCCUAGGUUCAUGAGAAGUAUCCCCUCUUAUCCUUCUUCAGGAUCUGUGAAUUUGUUUGGUAGAGAUAGCUACUAUUUUGGGGCUCAGAUAUUCACUUAUGCUGAACUUGAAGAAGCCACUAACAAUUUUGAUCAAUCUAGAGAGCUUGGAGAUGGUGGCUUUGGCACUGUGUUCUAUGGCAAGCUCCCCGAUGGUCGUGUUGUUGCUGUGAAGCGCUUAUACGAGAACAAUUUCAAGCGUGUGGAGCAGUUCAUGAAUGAAGUGGAGAUCUUAACUAAGUUGCGACACGAAAACCUUGUGGUACUGUAUGGAUGCACAUCCAAACAAAGCAGAGAUCUUUUGCUUGUUUAUGAAUACAUACCGAAUGGAACAGUGGCUGAUCAUCUCCAUGGGAAGCGGGCAAAGUCUGGUUUAUUGUCUUGGCCCAUCAGGAUGAAGAUAGCCAUUGAGACAGCUGAUGCAUUGGCCUUUCUCCAUAAAUCGGAAAUCAUACAUCGUGAUGUCAAAACUAAUAACAUUCUUCUGGACAACGAUUUCCAUGUGAAAGUUGCUGAUUUUGGGCUGUCCAGGUUGUUCCCAACCGAUGUCACACAUGUGUCAACUGCGCCACAAGGCACGCCUGGCUAUGUUGACCCCGAGUACUAUCAGGUCUAUCAGCUCACCGAGAGAAGUGAUGUGUACAGCUUCGGGGUGGUCCUGAUAGAGCUCAUCUCGUCGUUACAAGCCGUGGACACCAAUAGGCAUCGCCACGAUAUCAAUUUGUCGAACAUGGCAAUCAACAAAAUCCAAAACCACGCGUUGCACGAGCUCGUCGAUCCAAGUCUUGGGUUCGUGACUAAUAGUUCGGCGAGGAGGAUGAUCACCCUCGUUGCAGAGUUGGCUUUCCGGUGUUUGCAACAAGUGAGAGAUAUGAGGCCUUCGAUGCAAGAAGUGUUGGAUACUCUAAGACGAAUCGAGAACGAAGAGUUGAAUGGUGAGAAGGUGGAGGUAUUGGACAUUGUGGUAGAUGAUGUUGCCCUUCUAAAGGGUAAUGCCACCUCUUCUCCUGAUUCUAGUGUUACUGAUGAUAAGGGGGCCAGCAGUUCUAGGCCAAACUCCAUUGGGUGAGUCUAUCUUUUUCAGAUCCCUUUUGUUAAUCACUCAAAGUAGAAGCUGCAAUCUUGCUAGCUAUAGUGUUUUGUGAUGCAAUCAUGUUUCCUAUGUUAUAUAUAGUCGUUAAGUUGGUGAAAUGAAUGGACUUUUAGCUAGUUCUGACCUAAAGGGAAUGUAAAUAGUAAAUGGAAUUGGCUACUACCUACUAUUACUUUUGUGUAUAUUUCAUGUGUUAGUUUGAGCA